Molecule: messenger RNA, 804 nt
Organism: Chelonus insularis
Lineage: Eukaryota; Metazoa; Arthropoda; Insecta; Hymenoptera; Braconidae
Exons: 1
Coding region: 1-804 (267 amino acids)
Source: RefSeq, a predicted model, not a curated record
AUGCCACAAGAGACACAAUGCUCAACUCAUCGAACUCAUCAUUCAGCAAGGGUCAACUCAUACCAGCAAGUGUCUGAUCUCUUGACGAAAUUCUGGGUUCAAGAAGAAGUUCCAGAGUUUUCCGCCAAUCAACUCAGCCCAGACGAUCAAUCUUGUGAAGAUUAUUAUGUAAAAACUCAUUCAAGAGAUCAAGAUGGUAGAUAUGUAGUGAGAAUACUACUGAAAGCAUCACCAUCUCUUCUAGGCAACUCAUUAGCGAGAGCUCAUCAGUGUUUACAACACAUGAUCAGACGACUUACAAAGAAUGACUCAUAUGCACAAGUAUAUCACACGUUUAUGCAAGAAUAUGAGUCACUGAACGACAUGACACGAGCCAAGGCAAACCUAGUCAACUCACCAGUGUAUUACUUGCCUUAUCAUGGUGUCUUACGAAAAGACAGUGUCACUACAAAACUCUGUGUAGUCUUCAUCGAGUCAUCAUCGAGUGGUUUUUCAGUGAACGACAUUCAACAUACAAGUGCCAAAGUCCAAAAGGACAUUACAGACGUACUCAUUUGGAUCAGGCAGCAUAAAUUCGUGUUUACUUCAGACAUCACAAAGAUGUAUAGACGAAUCAAAGUCCAUCAAGAUGACUGGGAUCUUCAAAGGAUCUUUUGGGUGAAUGAACACUCCAACAUCAUCCCAUAUCAACUUACAACAGUCACGUAUAGUAUCAGAUCAGCUCCAUUCCAGGCUAUUCAUACAUUAAUCCAGCUAGUCAAGGAUGAAGGUCAUAGAUUCCCUCUAGCUGUUGAUUCAUUAUGA